Messenger RNA from Carlito syrichta (Philippine tarsier), 396 nucleotides. It is a transcript of the gene CUNH6orf201, whose product is annotated as chromosome unknown C6orf201 homolog. The transcript is spliced from 2 exons. The record is from RefSeq and is a predicted model, not a curated record. The coding region runs from base 1 to 396 and encodes 131 amino acids. NCBI's taxonomy places the organism in Eukaryota, Metazoa, Chordata, Mammalia, Primates, Tarsiidae.
AUGGAAACAGCCAGCAACAAUUCUAGUAUGUUGAAAUUUCCACCACUUUAUAAAUGUCAAGAACCGAAAAACUAUGCCCAGCCUGAAGUUCUCUGUCACACUUUUGAGAUGCUGUCUAACCUGCACAAGCUGCUUCCAAAUCAUCUGAUUGAGAAACUUCAUUCCUACAAGAGUGAAGAGGACCAAAAAAAAUGUGAGAAUUCUGAACUCUCUGGCUUGGAAAGAAUCUUAGUAAGACAUCAGUUACCAAAAGAGAUUAAUAUGACCCCAAAGCCAAACAGAAUGCCUCUAUGGAAAAGAAAAGCCAUCAACAAUGUAAGUGAAGAGUGGAAGAAAUGCAACUCUUGGAAGAGAAACACGGAAGAGCCUCCAAUGUCCACCAUAGUUGUAAGGUAG